This is a messenger RNA of Paramuricea clavata, 1770 nucleotides long. Lineage: Eukaryota; Metazoa; Cnidaria; Anthozoa; Malacalcyonacea; Plexauridae. The record is from the annotation of a GenBank genome assembly.
AUGCGGAGUCAGGAUAGAAGGGUUGCACAGUCUGUUCCUAAUAUAUUUUACAAACUGAAAAAACUCCAAAUUAAGAGGAUUCAAGACACAGCUUCUAUUGCCAUUCGGAAAUGUAAAACUAAAGGGAAACAGUAUAAGGCAGGUGAUUUAAAAUCAAAAGCCUCCAUUCAAAAACUAGUGCACCUUGAUGAAGGAUUUAGAGUCUUGAGAAAUCUUAGAGGAUCCCCUCCAUAUUUUGAGAAAUUGAAAAAGGACUUGUUUGCUAUGAUAAGACAACUUGGAACACCAACAUGGUUUUGCUCGUUUUCUGCAGCUGAGACUAGAUGGCCACAUUUACUUAGAAUGUUAGGUCGAAUUGUUGAAGGGAAGGACUACAGUGACCAAGAAAUAACAGAGAUGACAUGGCAAAAAAAAUCUGAGCUUAUACAAAAUGAUCCAGUUACAUGUGCCCGGCACUUUGAUCACAUGGUUCAUUUGCUUAUCAAUAAUUUUAUUAAAGGUGAGCAUAACCCUAUUGGUGAUAUACAUGAUUUUUUUUUACAGGGUUGAAUUUCAGCAACGCGGUUCUCCACACAUACAUGCAUUAUUUUGGGUUACAAAUGCACCUGUAUAUGGUAAAAACUCACAUUCAGAAGUAGCCUCCUUUGUUGAAAAAUAUGUUUCAUGUAGUGAUGAUGUUCAAGACAUUGAGGCAGAUUUAUUGAACUUGCAACUACAUAGACAUGCGAAAACAUGUAAAAAAAAUGGAAAAAACACUUGUAGAUUCAACUUCCCCAUACCUUUAGCUAAAGAAGACCUUGAUGAAAAAGAGCUUAAGGAAAUAAAAGCUAAUUCUGCUCUGGUUGUCGAUAAACUUGCUGGCAUGAAGUAUGGAAGACAGAAAAAUUAUCAACAAUUUCUUGAAGAAAUGCUAUAUAAAGGCUAUACAAUAUACACUACAGCGUGACACUCUUUUUCUUAAGAGAUCGCCAUCUGAAAUAUGUGUUAAUAGUUACAAUGUUGAUCUUUUGAAAGCUUGGAGAGCAAACAUGGAUAUACAGUAUGUAUUAGAUCCCUAUGCAUGUGCUGUUUAUAUUUUGUCAUGCAUAACAAAAGGGCAAAGAGGAAUGAGCAAACUUUUAGAAAAAGCUAGUGAAGAAGCAAAAUUAGGUAAUAAAGCUUUGUUAAGUCAGAUUAGACAUAUUGGGAACACAUUUCUUAAUUCUGUUGAAAUAAGUGCUCAAGAGGCUGUUUAUUUAGUGUUACAAAUGGCUUUGCGCCGAUCGUCGCGUAAUGUUGUGUUCAUUAAUACAUCAAACCCUGUAGAGAGAACGUUUUAACUGAAAUCGAAAGAACAAAUAAAUGCACUGCCAGAUAAUUCUCAAAAUAUUGAGUCUGAUAAUUUGAUUAAACGAUAUCAAAGGAGACCAAAUCAGUUGAAACAUGUAUGCUUAGCAGAGUUUGCUGCUUCGUAUAACUGUGUUCAUCAUAAAUCAAACCAGUCAAACACCAAGAAUAACAAGAUUCAAAAUGUCUUUUUAGCUGAAUGUGAUGAUUUUUCUGAGAAUGAAGCAAUUGAUCUUAACCAACAAGAAUAUCAGCUGAAGGGAGGAUUAACACUUGUCAAAAGAUCUACACCAAAAGUCAUUCGCUCUGUAAGAUUUAACAAAGUCAAGGAUCCUGAAAAUUAUUAUAGAGAGCAACUCAUGCUCUACACUCCUUGGAGAAAUGAACUCAAAGAUCUUUUGGGAACAUGUGAAAGUUAUUUGCAGAUGUAUGAGUUAUUAGAAG